AUCUCUAGUGAAGAGAAUUUUUUGGGGGUCUUCGAACGGGUCUGGGAGACUGAUGAGCUUAUCUUCCAACGGCCGAGGCGGGAGAUCUCCACGCCGUCACAUGCACCUGAGAAAGCACAAAUCACCGGACGGGAGAAUGUUGCUUCAGCUGCAUACUUCCGGUUGGAUGAAACUCCACAACAUUGAAAUCAACUACGGUGAUAUCGUAGUCUGUCACACCCAUAAAUAUGGCACGUUCAAGCAGCCGAAGACUCACUUCUUUCUCGCUGUCAGUGGGCAUGAACUCCAGCACGUUUAUCCCAUACCCGGGGACCCUUCCGAGCGUGGUGUAAUUGUGAUCGAAGAUAAAGCUAAGAUUCCCCACAAAUUCCAUAGUUUUCUUGAUUGUGACAGCUGCAAAAAUCUUGGAAAUGGACGAUACGAUAAGCAAGCAACGAGUCUACGAGCUGAAAAAUGGGUCGAUAGAUAUACUUUUUACAACGAGGACUCAUGUGCGAGCUAUCACUGGGUCGUGUACUGGGUGACCGGUAGAGUUCCAGAGCCCAAAAUAUAUAUUCCCGGCUUCAAUCCUCGUCUGAACAUGGUGUGCCGCUUGAAAAAUAUCAAAACAUCUCCCGAACCCUUGGGAACGGACACGAAGAUUUCAGAUGAGACUUUAUCUAAAUUAGCUACAAUAUCGGAUGAAGAUGUCUUAGCUGAAAUAUUUAAAAAUGAAUCCAAUCAGUCGGACACUGAAUCUACAGGACGCUACAGCGACGAUGGCAUUGCGAUCGAACAUCCUUAGAAAUGUACUGUCGUAAUAGAAAAGAGAGUCGUACCUAACUAUCAAAUUUACGAAAUCUAGUUUCCCUCAAAAUUCGUCUGAUCUUUUUUAGAGGAGAUCACUGAAAUAGCGAAAAUAGCAAAAUUCAUCUUAUUUUUUUUGAAAA
Messenger RNA from Bemisia tabaci, 929 nucleotides. RefSeq lists its product as uncharacterized. The record is from RefSeq and is a predicted model, not a curated record. Lineage: Eukaryota; Metazoa; Arthropoda; Insecta; Hemiptera; Aleyrodidae.